CCGAUCUCGUGUAUCUCAUCCUCCUCAGCCUCUCUCUCCUCUUUCUCUCUCUAAAACACCUGUUUUUGCCUCCUUUUUUUCUUUUUCUUUUUCUUUUUUUUUUUUUUUUUUUUUUUUUUUUUUUCCUUUUCUUUUUGUGUGUUCCAACAAUAUCAUCAUCAUCGUCAUCCAACAAAAUACAGGAGAGCCAGCCAAGCCAUGGCAGCCUGUGGAAGCCUUCAACACAUCUUUGAGAAACCAUUGCCCGAGAAUCCAACACUUCUUGAUUCUCUCACAUCAUGGAAUCAGAUUAAAUCUAUGAAACCCCUUGAAGACUCUUCUUUUACAGAGAUCUUUGGUGAACUGCAUUUCAAAGAAAAACCACACUCUUCCUCUUCAUCCUCCUCUUCCCUUCCUCUUUCCUCUCCAUCAUUCCUCAUAGAUUUCAACCCGCAACCAAACGGACUCGAAAACCUCCUCAAGAACAAUCAUAACAACAACAACAACAAUGGAGGGAACAAGAGUCCAUCAUUUGAUUAUUCUCCAACAACCCAUCAAAAACAAUACCUGGGGUCUCCCAGGAACAUCAACAGCUAUUCAUCCAUGAAUUCGGAGAGUUUGCAGCUAUGCACGGAAGGUCUCGGGUUCGAGAGCUCUGGUGAUGUUGAGGACUUGAAGAGUGACGUGAAUGAUGAUUGGCUUAAUCAAGAGGAGAGAAGAGCCACCACCACCACCACCAAGCAUACGCCGCCACCGCCGCCAUCCGAAUAUUUGUGUGGAGAGUUGAGGAGGUCAAGGAUGAGUGGAGGAGCAUUUCCUCCACCUAUUUCUUGUAUUGGCAAGACCGGGAAGCCUUGGGUGUGCUUCAAGUCUUAUCGGCAAGAGGGCCGGUUCGUGCUCAAGGAGGUAAGGAUCCCGACACAGGAGUUCCUGCAUGCAUGCCGGGAAGAUGGCCGGUUGAAGCUGCGGUUCGUGCAUUCGGACGAUGAGAUUCUUGAAGAUAAGGAGGAAGAAGACGAAGAAGAGCAAGAUGAGGAACAAAGAAAUGAAGAAAUAGAUGGUGGUAGUAUUGACGAGGAUUAUAGGGAAAGUGGGAAGAAGGAAAAUGAGAUUGUUGAGAUCAAUAGAGGUGUGACGUUGGAGGCAACUCUUGACAAAUAGAAUGGAAGAAGAAAAAAAAAUCAGGGUUUGAUUGAUUUUGCAUGCCUGAGUUGCAAAAAGAUUUCAAGUUCUUGUUUUCAUUUUCCAAUUAGAAAAUAGUUUAAAAAAAAAAAAAAAAAAAAAAAGGGAGAAGAAUUUGACUCUGAUGUUUUAGAACAAUCUCAAAUAAUUAAGAACACUUCCAAAUAAUUUCUUUCGUUUUGCCAAGUAGUUUUAGAGCAGAUUAAAUUUAUAGUAUUUACAAAGCAUUGUCUUCUUGUGCCUUUUAAUAGUGCUGGGUAGGGUUUUCACCCUUUUCGUUUU
Cornus florida is the source of this 1443-nucleotide messenger RNA. RefSeq names its product protein FANTASTIC FOUR 2. Lineage: Eukaryota; Viridiplantae; Streptophyta; Magnoliopsida; Cornales; Cornaceae. The coding region runs from base 199 to 1140 and encodes 313 amino acids. The record is from RefSeq and is a predicted model, not a curated record. The transcript has a single exon.